GAAUAUUUAAUCCAUCUUUUAUUGAAAUUUCUUUUGUGUUUUUUCUUCUUCUUGUCUCUUGUCAAAUCGAUCAAACGAUUAUAUAUAACAAUCAACAACAACUUUUUAUUCAAACAUCAUUGAUUAAUAGUGUGGUUUUUUUCAUAUAUUAAAAAACAAAUACAAUCAUGUCCUGUUCAGCUGUAACAUUGUCCGUAGCCACUGUGCUAUCGGUUAUUGCUGUUGCUUGUUUAGCUAUCGGUUUUAGUACCGAUAAUUGGUAUGAAAUACGAGUCGAUACGAAUAGAACAAGACAAUAUUUGGAUGCUAUUGAUAAUAGUGGUAGUCUACCAUCCGAUUAUGAUUCUAAUUAUCUUUAUUAUUCACGUGAUGAAGGACUAUUUCGUGUUUGUUUUGCCGAUAAAAAACCUCGAGAAUUGUCAACAUAUUUAUCACCAACACAGACUGAAUGUUUCAACAUUGAUUAUUAUAUACCGGAAAAUAAAGAAUCCGAUAGCUUUACCGAUACACGAUGGGAACGUUUACAUAUGGCACGAUCAGUAGUGGCUUUAUACAUAAUGGCAUUCUUUUUUAUAAUCCUUUCAUUUUUUACCGGUGUUGCAGGAUGUUGGAAACGAUCACAUGCAAAUCUUGUAUCCACUGGAUUGUUACAAUUAUUUUCUUCAUUGAUGGAUGCUGGAGCAAUGGGAUUAUGGCAUGCGGUUCAAUUUUAUGAUCAUCAUAAAUUGAAAGAUGAAUAUUCGUAUGCAGCAUGGCCUGAUGUUCUUAAACAACCGGGCGUUACCGAAUUCUAUUAUGGAUGGUCAUAUAUAAUUGCAUGGAUUGGCAUCAGUCAAUUAUUGGUUGCAUCAAUUAUGUUUUUAUCUGCAGCCAGAUGUAUUCGUAGUGAAAAACGUUUGGAACAAACAAAAAAUAUGCAAUAUUUAAUGCCUGUCUAUCCAGAUAAACGUAGUCCAUAUGGUUUGAAUUAUGCAUAUGCAUAUCCUGGCCCAUACACUUACCAUGGAUCUCAAUAUGGAAUCGGACCAUAUGCAUAUUGAUCAUUAAAUUAUUAAGAAUAUCUACUUCCAAAAAAAAGAAAUUAAAAUAAUUUUCAAUUAUU
Molecule: messenger RNA, 1102 nt
Organism: Dermatophagoides pteronyssinus (European house dust mite)
Lineage: Eukaryota; Metazoa; Arthropoda; Arachnida; Sarcoptiformes; Pyroglyphidae
Product: claudin domain-containing protein 1
Cellular component (GO): membrane
Source: RefSeq, a predicted model, not a curated record